AUGCAGGUGUUUCCGAAAGUUUCUGAAAAGACAGUGACGAUACAACAACAAUCAUCAUUCCCAAUAAUUCUCGCCAAGAAUCAAAUCCUUCUCCGAUUUCCUCCAAUGGCGGCGGAAUCAAGUAGAAACCCAUCUCCGCCGUCUACUUCGCCGUCGUCGCAGAGCCCUAUAACGAAUUUAGCCGAUGACCAUCUCUUCACCAUCUUGCUUCUUCUUCCCGUAGAUUCAGUCCUCUCUUUCUCCAUGGCCUGCAAGAGAUACAACGCCUUGGCCUGUUCCGACAGUCUCUGGGAGGCCCUGUGCGAACGAGAAUGGGGCCCACAAGCUGUGGAUGUCUUAAAGUCAUCGUCUUCUUCCUGCUCUUCUUCUUCUUCUUCACGAGAUGGGUUUUCAUGGGUGAUGAUGUUUCGGCGAGUUUACAAGAUGGAUUCUGUUUGCUGUCACAAAAUCUCAGACCCAGAUGAUGAUGAUGAGGAAUCUUCUUCGUUUCCGAUCCCUAGAGCUUCUCAUUCUCUCAACUUCGUCAAUGAUCAUCUUGUUUUGUUUGGUGGUGGUUGUCAAGGAGGACGCCAUCUUGAUGAUACAUGGACAUCUUAUGUUGACAAGAGCAAUCGAAACAUGAUGAAAUGGAAAAAAGUCGAAUCUGGGACUCCAAGUGGGAGAUUCGGACACACCUGCAUCGUUAUAGGCGAGCAGCUACUCUUGUUUGGAGGAAUAAACGACCGUGGAGAGCGGUUAAACGAUACGUGGAUCGGUCAAGUCUCUUACCACGAGAGACUCUCUUGGAAACUCCUCAAUGUUGGACCUUUGCAGCGGCCUCGUCCUCCUCCUCGCGGUGCUCACUCCGCUUGUAGUAUCGCGGAGAAGAAGAUGGUUGUACAUGGAGGAAUCGGGCUGAACGGAGUCAGGCUCGGAGAUACAUGGAUUCUAGAACUUUCGGAGGAUUUCACCAUCGGUACAUGGCACAUGGUCGAGUCUUGUCAGUCUCCACCACCACGCUCGGGACAUACUUUGACCUGCAUUAGAGAGAACCAAGUGGUUCUGUUUGGAGGCAGAGGGUUAGGAUACGACGUGCUUGAUGAUGUCUGGAUCUUGGAUAUUCAAGAAGAGUGUGAAGAAAGAUGGGUACAGAUCUUCUACGAUUUCCGGGAUGUUCCCGAUUAUGCAUCGUUGCCUCGUGUUGGUCACUCGGCGACGCUUGUGUUGGGAGGUCGGAUCUUGAUCUAUGGAGGUGAAGACUCUUAUAGGCACAGGAAAGAUGAUUUCUGGUCGUUGGAUGUUAAAACCAUUCCUGCUUCAGGUUUGCAGCCGCAAGGAGUUAGUUUGAACGGAUCGUCGGUGUGGAAGAAGCUUGACCGGAUCUCAUACGGACCAAAGAGCCGGUCUUUUCACCGCGCCUGUGCUGAUAGUUCAGGGAGAUUUGUAUAUGUGUUUGGCGGGAUGGUUGAUGGUCUUCUUCAGCCUGCAGCAUCGUCUGGUCUAAGGUUUGAUGGAGAGCUUUUCGUGGUAGAGCUUACAAUCAACAACAAAGACGUGGCAAAAGCAUUUAAUGUUGUGGUGGUUUCUCUCUUUUGUAAAACAGCAGAAAUAUUGUGGGUUUGGCACAACAAAAUUAGCUUGCCUCAUGAGUUGAGUAUCAGUUUGGUUCUCCACAUCUCUGCAAGAACCUUCCUCGGGGCAGGAUCAUCUGGACCUUUGUCUCUUUGUCCUGAGGUGAAGUAUAUAUGUCCGUCCCAAUACCCAACCAGCGUUGUUUUCACACGGUACGGAUGCUUCUCUGUUGUGCCUCCAACGAUAACAAUGGAGUUAUUAACGACUUUCCAAGCGAAUUCAAUAUGGGAAUCCGGUUUUGGCAUCGGCGGCAUAACUUUCCAUUUCAUUUCUUCAUCCAACAUGUAG
Thlaspi arvense is the source of this 1899-nucleotide messenger RNA. The record is from the annotation of a GenBank genome assembly. NCBI's taxonomy places the organism in Eukaryota, Viridiplantae, Streptophyta, Magnoliopsida, Brassicales, Brassicaceae.